This is a messenger RNA of Macadamia integrifolia, 4085 nucleotides long. RefSeq names its product receptor-like protein 7. The coding region runs from base 487 to 3870 and encodes 1127 amino acids. NCBI's taxonomy places the organism in Eukaryota, Viridiplantae, Streptophyta, Magnoliopsida, Proteales, Proteaceae. The record is from RefSeq and is a predicted model, not a curated record. Gene Ontology annotation, molecular function: protein binding. The transcript has a single exon.
GGUUUUAUCAUUGCCAUCAAAUGGUCCCUGCCUUGCCAUAUACUAGAGUUCCAUGGACAUUGGACCCAUCUACAAGUAAAAAUAUAUUUUUUUUUCUGGUUGUGGGGGAGGGGGGGGUGGUGGUGGUGGGUUCAAGAAUCAAGGUCUGCAAGUAAUUCAAAUCAAAAGAAAACAAGAAACCUUGAGCUUCAAGAACGACAAACUACAAACCACAAAGUCGUUGUUCAGAAUAGUCUUCCUCUGAAUUUGAUUUGUAAUGGCCGACAGAAAAACGCGUCCCAAAUCCAACAGACGCGUUUUACUUUGACGGCGCGCUUCUUCUUCUCCUCCUCUCUCUCUCUCUCUCUCUCUCUUUCUCUCGCCGAGCCGGCCAUAGCCCACACGUCGAACCCACGAGGCAACGGUCAAGUCUUCACCCUCUUUAAGCCCUCAAACACCUUAUCCCACUUCUGAUUCUCAUGGGCGUGUAUCUCUCGAUCACAUCCAAUGAGAUUUCCACUGUUUUCAUGGCUUCUUCUUCUCUACUCUGUUUCUGUUCUAUUCCCCAUUGAUCAAUUUCUGGUUUAUUGCCGAUGUCUUGAGGAUCAAAGAUCUCUGUUGCUCCAUCUCAAUCAAAGCCUCUCUUUCAAUCUGAGACCCCGUCCCGUUACUUCAAAGCUUGCUUCAUGGAACACAAGCUCCGAUUGCUGUACUUGGAAGGGCGUCACCUGCGAACAGGGUUCUGGUCAUGUUAAUGGACUCGACCUCAGCAGCGAAUAUAUAACUGGAGGACUUGACAAUUCAAAUAGCAGUCUCUUUAAUCUUCGAUAUCUUCAAAGCUUGAAUUUGGCAAACAACUACUUCAAUCGUACGCAGAUUCCUUCUGCGCUUAUCAGGCUCGUGAAUUUGACCAACCUCAACCUGUCCAAGUCGGGUUUUGCUGGCCAAGUUCCCAUUGAGAUCUCAUAUCUGACGAGGUUAGUUUCUCUUGAUCUCUCCGCUUUUCCUGGAAAGACUCGAUUGAGACUCGAAAAGCCAGAUCUUGGAACUUUUGUUCGAAACCUCUCGGGAUUGAAGACUCUCCAUCUUGAUGGAGUGAAUAUAUCAGCUCCGGGCAGUCAAUGGUGCCGGGCCUUAUCCUCUGCACUUCCCAAUCUCCAAGUGUUGAGCUUAUCCAAUUGUUAUCUUUCAGGGCCACUAGAUUCUUCACUUUCUGAACUCAGUUUGCUUUCUCAUAUUAGUCUCAGCCAGAACAAUAUUUCUGCUGAAGUGCCAGUAUUCUUCAAGUAUUUCAGUAACUUGACUUCUCUGCACCUCAAUUCUUGUGGGUUAAAGGGGAAAUUUCCAGAGAAAGUUCUACAGCUAAGGAACCUACAAAGCCUCGAUGUAUCACAGAACCCGUUGCUAAGUGGUUCUUUGCCGGAAUUUUCUAGGAAUGGCUCUCUUCAGAACUUGAUACUCUCUUCCACUAGUUUCUCAGGUCCCUUACCAGAUUCUAUAGGCAAUCUUAGCCUUCUGUCCAAAUUACAGCUUACGAGUUGCAGCUUUAAUGGAUCAAUUCCAUCGUCCAUUAUACAACUUAAUCAGCUCGAUUCUUUGGACUUGUCACUUAACACCUUCACUGGCCCUAUACCUCCGUUGCCUGAAACUCUAACCCAGGUAAACCUUGCCCAUAAUUAUUUAACAGGUUCACUUACGGACUCCCAUUGGGAGAGGUAUGGAAAGCUUGUUACUCUUGACUUAAGGAACAAUUCACUCAAUGGAAGUAUACCAUCAUCUCUAUUCACCCUGCCAACACUGAAAAACUUAAAACUAAGCCAAAACCAAUUUUCUGGCCAACUCAAGGAGAUGCGCAAUAUGUCUUCAGCAUCGUUGGAUACCCUUGAUUUGAAUAGCAAUAAUCUGGGGGGACCAAUACCAUUAUCGAUAUUUGAACUCCAGAAACUUAAUGUCCUUACUCUUUCUUCCAACAAUUUCAGUGGCACUAUAGAGCUUGAGAUGAUUCAGAAACUGCAGAACCUCACCUCUCUCGAUCUUUCCAACAAUAGCUUGCUGGUCAGUACUACCAUUCACAAUUCUAACUCAUCAUUCCCCCAGAUCCGCACACUGAAAUUGGCAUCCUGCAAGCUGCAAGGCUUCCCUGACUUCUUAAGAAACCAAUCAACAUUGUCUAAUCUAGACCUGUCCAACAAUCAAAUUCAUGGGCAAAUACCCACUUGGGUUUGGAAAAUUGGUAAUGGGUCUCUUUCUUAUUUGAACCUUUCUUUUAACUCCCUCAACGAUCUGGAACGACCUUUGCCCGAUCCGAGUGAUAUUGCUUCAUUGGCUAUGCUUGACCUUCACUCCAAUUUUCUCCAAGGACAAAUCCCAGUUCUGUCAUCAACCCUAACAUAUUGGGAUAUCUCAAACAACAGCUUCCAAUCCCGCAUCCCAUCUAAUAUCACUUCUUACCUUGUCUUCACCAUCUUCUUCUCUCUCUCAAGCAAUAAUCUCAGCGGGGAAAUCCCUCAAUCAAUAUGCAAUGCUGGUUAUCUUCAAGUUCUUGAUCUGUCUAAUAACAGCUUGAAUGGCACAAUCCCCUCAUGUUUGGCUAGCAUAAGCACACUGACGGUACUGAACCUAAGGCGUAACCACUUUGUCGGUCAUAUUCCUCAGGAAUUUCCAGUUGGGUGCAGCCUAAGGACACUGGAUCUCAGUGGGAACAGAUUAGAAGGACCAUUGCCUACAGCCCUGGCCAAUUGCAAAAAGCUAGAGGUUCUCAAUCUUGGGAACAACCAAAUAAAUGGCUCAUUUCCAUUAUACUUGGGAAGCUGUACUGACUUACGGGUCCUUGUUCUGCGCUCCAAUAAAUUCAACGGACCCAUUGGUGAAGAAGGCAUAAAUCAUAAUUUCUCAAAGCUGCAAAUUGUAGACCUCUCUUCCAAUCACUUCACGGGUAAUCUUCCCACUGAAUCCUUAAUGAAAUGGACAGCAAUGAUGGUUGAAGAGGAUGAAACACAAUCGAAGAUUAAGCAUGAGACAUUGAGAGUCAGGUUCCUAAAUUACAGUAGUCAAAUGUACUACCAGGAUACAGUGACGGUCACAAUCAAAGGACAAGAGAUGGAGUUGACAAAGAUCCUAACCGUCUAUACCUCCAUUGACUUGUCAAAUAAUGGAUUCCAAGGGGAGAUUCCAAAGGUGAUAGGAAACCUCAACCCUCUCUAUUUUCUUAAUUUGUCUCAUAAUGCUCUGAUUGGACGAAUACCAUCAUCCCUGGGGACCCUGAAACAGCUCGAGUCAUUAGACCUCUCAAGCAACAAGUUAGGAGGAGAUAUCCCUUCGCAGCUGAUAAGCCUAACAUUCCUUGCGGUCCUGAACCUCUCGUGGAACAACCUUACGGGAGCGAUACCAAUGGAAAAUCAAUUUCGGACAUUUUCAGCAACUUCCUUUGAAGGGAAUGAAGGCUUAUGUGGACUUCCAUUGUCAAGAAAGUGCACAGUCAAUCACGUAUCACCACCAACAUCCACAUAUGAAAACAUGGGUCCACAAUCUGAUAAAUUUGAUUGGAAGUUCAUAUUUAGCGGAGUGGGUUUUGGUGCAGGAGCUGCAAUGGCUGUUGCACCACUGAUGUUUUCGAAGAAGGGAAGGAAAUGGUAUGACAAACAGGUGGAAAGAAUUUUUUUCAUGAUAAUCCCCUCUGCAGGUUUGCUCUGUACCACCUGUGAUGAUGGAAGGGUUGAAACAGAGUAUAAUACAGAAGAAGAGCUUCCAGAGACAAGUGAAGACUCUGAUGACGACGAGGAAGGAGAGGAAGAUGAAGAAAGACGGGGGAAAUUUUGUGUCUUCUGUUCCAAAUUAGACAGUAGCAGGAAGAAGAUUGUACAUAAUCCCAACUGCUCUUGCCACAGUUAGUUGCCAAUCAUUUAUUCUACCACCGCUUCUUCUUAAGUUGAAAUUGUCAAGUUCACAAAUUUUCCAAGCCUUGAAUAUUCUGUAAAUAAACAGAGAAAAGAGCACCCAUUGGACAUAGUUACAGAAGCAUAGAUUUUGUCAUCAUAUUUCUACAUGCUUUGUUUUCUGUGAUCCAUUCGGCAAAGAGUAUGAAGCUUGUUUUUAUCAUUCAUGAA